This is a messenger RNA of Argentina anserina (silverweed cinquefoil), 1100 nucleotides long. RefSeq names its product THO complex subunit 4A-like. NCBI's taxonomy places the organism in Eukaryota, Viridiplantae, Streptophyta, Magnoliopsida, Rosales, Rosaceae. The record is from RefSeq and is a predicted model, not a curated record. Gene Ontology annotation, molecular function: mRNA binding. Gene Ontology annotation, biological process: mRNA export from nucleus. Gene Ontology annotation, cellular component: nucleus. The transcript is spliced from 5 exons. The coding region runs from base 56 to 955 and encodes 299 amino acids.
UGUGCUCCAUCACACCCCUCACCUCUCUCUCUCUCUCCCUCUGCACUUUCCCAAAAUGCCCUUCUCUGACGACCGCCUUGACCUCCCCCUCGACGCCCUCGUCGCCGAAACCAAUCAACAGCGCCGCCAGAACCACCCUCCCAAGCCAAGAGGGCACAAUGGUCAUUUCCCACGCCAAGUCCCCGGAGGCUUCACCCUGGGUGGCCCCGCUCGUCGGCCGAGGAGCCUCCGCGCCUUCAUAACGGCGCCGUAUCCUCCUACUCAGCCGAUAAUGCAAGGACAGCUUGGACCGGGAAGAAGGGAAGAGGUGCCUUUGGGUUGGAGCCCAGGAGUGAGCAAAGAGGGAAGCACCAAGCUUUAUAUCUCUAACUUGGAUUAUGAUGUUACUCAUAGAGAUAUAGAGUUGCUCUUCUCUGAUGUUGGUGAAUUGGAAAGGCACGCGAUCCAUUAUGACAAAAGUGGAAGAUCUAAGGGAACUGCUGAAGUUGUCUAUAAGCAACAUGCAGAUGCAGUAGCAGCAAUCAAGAGAUUUAACAAUCAUCGGCUUGAUGGAAAGAAACUCGAGAUUAAGCUUGUGGGAAAUGAGGUUGUUGCAACUGUUCCUGUGUUCCUGCCUCCAAAUGCAUAUUUCUUGCAAGAACAACCAAGUCACCAUGUCUUCCAGAGGCUAGGAAGAACUGAAUCAAGGGGAUCAUUUCAUGGUCAUGGUGAUGUUGGAUAUGGAAGAGUGCAGGGACAGGUGAGAAAUGGCAGUAAGAAGGUUACUACAGAAGCUCAGCAAUGGAAGAAUGUGACUACAGAAUCUCAGCAAAGGAGGAAUGUGACUACAGAAUAUCAGAAAGGGAAGAAUGUGAUGGCAGAAUCUCAUAACAGGAAGAAAACAUUUUAUGGAGAUGUGACAGUGACUUUUGAAGAUCUGGAUGCUGAUUUGGAGGACUACCGCUUAAGCAGGUAAACAGAAAUCGCAGUUAGAUGAUAAACAUGGAAGGCAAACUGGUAACUAAUAUAUUCAUAUGUACGGAUGUGGAGCAUUAUUUACUAGCAUUUCUUGCUCCCUUGGAUUAUAUCUUACAGAGUUAGUGUCUGGUAUUUAGUACCAC